This is a messenger RNA of Plectropomus leopardus (leopard coralgrouper), 1191 nucleotides long. Lineage: Eukaryota; Metazoa; Chordata; Actinopteri; Perciformes; Serranidae. The record is from RefSeq and is a predicted model, not a curated record.
AUGGGUAACUCCUCCAGGAAGGGAGAGGGUGAGGAGGAAGAGGAGGGGGCGAAGGAUGGCGAGGAGGCAGAAAUCACAGAGAAGAUGAAAGAAGAGGAGGUGGAGGUGGAGGAAGAGCUACCGCUGGGGGUGGAGGAGUUGUUCGAGAGUGGAGAUCCCGUUCUGGACUUGAGCUACCGUAAAUUUAAGCGCUUGCCGUCCCGUGUUAGUGGACUGCUGCAUCUGGAGAAGCUGUACGUCUGUGGAAACAGUCUGCGCACUCUGCCGGAUGCCGUCUCCCAGCUGCAAGGCCUGCGGAUCCUCGCCCUCGACUUCAACAAGAUGGAGGACGUCCCCCCGGCCGUCUGCCAGCUUACUAACCUCACCCGCCUCUACCUCGGCAGCAACCGGCUCAUGAGCCUCCCGCCCGAACUGAGGAACCUGCAGAGUCUGCGCUGCCUGUGGGUGGAGAGCAACUACUUCCAGAGAUUUCCCCGGGAGCUCUACGACCUGCCCCACCUCAAGUCCCUUCAGAUCGGGGACAACCGGCUGAAGACGCUGCCUCCUGACCUCUGGCGCAUGGAGGCUUUGAGGGGAUUAUGGCUCUACGGGAAUCGCUUUGAAACCUUCCCCAGGGUCCUGCUGCGCAUGGAGCACUUGGAGAUUUUAGACCUGGACCGCAACAAGAUCUCAGAGUUUCCCAGCCUGAAGCGCCUCCAUGCCUUGCGCCUCUUCUCCUAUGACCACAACCCAGUGGAAGGCCCUCCGAAAGUGGAUGAUGAAGUGCUGGUGGUAGGGGAAGGCGCUGCGGAGUUCUUGGAGGCACGCGAGGCCAGGAAAGAGAGACUCAGAAAGGCUGCAGAGCAGGAGGCUGAGGAGCUGGCUCUUGUAGGAGAGGAGCCAGUGAUUCACGGCAUCCUCAAGAACAGCAACUCUAACUCCAAACAAGCUGUGGUGACUGUAGAGGAGGCGGACAUUAAGGAGGAGGCGGCAAAGGAGGAGGAGGAGGGUGUGGAGCAGCCUUUCACUGAGUAUGAAGGAGCUGAGCUGGAAUAUGACGAGGAGGGGGUUGAGUAUGAGACAGAGGAGCUGAUAUGUGAAGGAGAGGGGUUUGAGUAUGAGGGGGACGAGCUGGAGUACGAGAGGGCUCAGAUGGACUACGAGUACGAGGAGCUGGAGGACGACACGAGGAGACAAGAUGAGAGGGCCUGA